AUGCCGAUCUGCAAUCCCUCGUCUUCCUCUUCGUCAUCAUCUUCCAGCUCUAGCUACACGAAAGCCGCGAUCAUUCACACCGUGGCGGUUGGGGCCGCCGCCGUGCUUGUGCUCGGUGCCCAUGCCUACUUUUUCUAUCGCCGAUCCGCCAAGUUCCGGAGCCGAGUCAUCGGAAUUAUACCCGCGCGGUAUGCUUCCUCUCGCUUCCAGGGCAAGCCUCUAGUGCAAAUCCUCGGCAAGCCCAUGAUCCAGAGAACAUGGGAAAGAGCAAAAAUGGCAGCAACGUUGGAACACGUUGUUGUGGCAACUGACGAUGAUAAGAUUGCUGAGUGCUGUAGAGGAUUCGGUGCUGAUGUUGUAAUGACAUCCGAAUCGUGUCAAAAUGGCACCGAGCGGUGUAAUGAAGCACUUCAGAAGCUUGGUAAGAAAUAUGAUGUUGUUGUCAAUAUUCAGGGGGAUGAGCCGCUUAUAGAUCCUGAAAUCAUCGAUGGCAUUGUCAAGGCCCUCCAGGCCUCUCCAGAUGCAGUGUUUAGCACAGCAGUUACUUCUCUAAAACCGGAAGAUGCUUUCGAUCCAAAUCGUGUCAAAUGUGUGGUGGAUAACCGUGGCUAUGCGAUUUAUUUUUCGAGAGGACUUAUACCAUUUAACAAGUCUGGUAAUGUGAACCCUCAAUUUCCAUAUUUACUUCAUCUGGGAAUUCAGAGCUUUGACACGAAGUUUCUCAAGAUAUACCCCGAGCUUCCACCAACUCCACUACAGCUAGAAGAAGAUUUGGAACAGCUGAAGGUCCUUGAAAAUGGAUACAAAAUGAAGGUUAUAAAAGUCGAUCAUGAGGCCCACGGUGUUGAUGUUCCAGAAGACGUAGAUAAAAUCGAGCAGUACAUGCGUGAAAGAAACCUGCAUUAG
Messenger RNA from Striga hermonthica, 906 nucleotides. Lineage: Eukaryota; Viridiplantae; Streptophyta; Magnoliopsida; Lamiales; Orobanchaceae. The record is from the annotation of a GenBank genome assembly.